Lathyrus oleraceus (garden pea) is the source of this 784-nucleotide messenger RNA. RefSeq lists its product as uncharacterized. The record is from RefSeq and is a predicted model, not a curated record. Gene Ontology annotation, molecular function: transcription coregulator activity. Gene Ontology annotation, biological process: positive regulation of transcription by RNA polymerase II. The transcript has 7 exons. The coding region runs from base 197 to 652 and encodes 151 amino acids. Gene Ontology annotation, cellular component: mediator complex. NCBI's taxonomy places the organism in Eukaryota, Viridiplantae, Streptophyta, Magnoliopsida, Fabales, Fabaceae.
ACGCAGCAGCUCAUCGAAAACAACAAAAUUUCCCCUUUGCUAUUUUGUUGAAUCAGAAACAAACAAUUCGGUGUGGACUUUGAAGUGACACUCAACUCAAUCCACCGUACAAACGAAAAGCUCGCCGGGAAACUCGCCGGAGUACCUCGUUGACCGCCAUAACAGUUAGAAGGUCCGCCACAAGGACUCUUAUCAUAUGGACAAUUUAUGCCAGCAGAAAAUACAAAAGUAUGAAGAAUUUGUUGAUAAACGCUUGAAACCUGAUCUUCUUCAUGCUACUGCUCAGAGGGACACGGUCUUUGAACAGCAGAAAAUUUUUGCUGAUUUGCGAAGAAACAUUGAAAACCUAGAGAAAAAUAGUGUAACCAGCCUGAGAACUAUGGUCAAUCUUGGAUCUGAGGUGUACGUGCAAGCAGAAGUGCCCAAUACACAACACAUAUUUGUAGACAUAGGUAUGGGAUUCCAUGUCGAGUUUACUUGGUCCGAAGCUUUAAACUACAUAGAGAAAAGGGAAGAAACGAUAGCCAGGCAGAUAGAGGAGUACACUAAAUUAAUUGCUUCAAUCAAAGCUCAAAUUAAACUGGUUUGUGAAGGGAUUCGAGAAUUACUUGAAUUUCCAGCUGAGAAACCCUCACCACAACGGAUAUUCUGAAAUUUACAGAGUACAGACCAAGCUGCUUAUUUUAGAAUUUGUCACCACAGCGGUGAAGAAGAAAUGCAAUUAUGUUUAAAAAAACUUUGAUAUUUAUCCUUUAAUGAGAGAUUGCAUCUUUCUUUGAUCUUA